AUGAAUUUCGCAUCUAAAAGAAAAAGAGAAGAGGUGGAACCAGACACCAAAAAAGUGAAAAAUUUUAUAAACGAAAAGGAGAGACAAGAGUUCAGCAGCUCGAAUGAGUGGCCUGUUUACAACCAUCCGGACGGGGGAAUAGUGAAGAUUACGCCGUGGGGGUCUGUGAGACAAUAUAUGGAUGCCAGCGGGAACACGGUGACGAAGUUUGAAGACAUGAAUUUUCAGGAUAUAUCGUUUGCGAACAGCCACCAGACGGCGAAUGUGUACGAGAUGCCAUCGACGCCGGUGUCGAUGAACCAGAACUCGAACAAUUAUUCGUCGCCAUCGAUGUAUGAUGUGGAUGGCAUCAAGUUGAGUCCGAGCGACGAGGCAGAAAACUACGUGAUAAACGGGUACGGCAGGCUGCAGGGCAAUGGGGCCCAGCAGCAGCAAUUCCAGCAGGAGCACGAGAAUUAUUUUGGCAUGGAAGACCAUGAUUUGGAAUACGACGAAAUGGUCAAAAUCUAG
This is a messenger RNA of Debaryomyces hansenii CBS767, 510 nucleotides long. RefSeq lists its product as uncharacterized. Lineage: Eukaryota; Fungi; Ascomycota; Pichiomycetes; Serinales; Debaryomycetaceae. The record is from RefSeq and is a predicted model, not a curated record. The transcript has a single exon. The coding region runs from base 1 to 510 and encodes 169 amino acids.